GCUUCCUAAGUGGACAGUUUGAUUUCACAGAAGUUUGAUUUACUUGGAGUUAUAUUGUGUUGUUCAAGUGUUCCCUUUAUUCAUUUAUUUAUUUAUUCUUUGAGCAGUGUAUAUACUUUUGCUCGAGAGUCUCGGAUUAGUGGCUCAGUUUCCCCCCGGACGUAAAUAACAGACGUGCUGUUCUUCUUCCUGUUUUCUUUCGCCCGCAUCUGCUCGGUUCGACAGAAAUGGAAGAAUCUGCGAGGCAAAAACACAACCACAGUCUACCCACGAACAUACCACGUCUUUUUAAGCAGGGCCGAACCGUGUAGACCCGACGGCAGAAGCGGGCAGAAGUAACGACCCUUCCUCCGGCCCCGGUGUCCGAAACAUGGCACUCAGCUCGGGUAGCUGGGCUCUUCCAGCCCCAGUGCCUGCCUCGUCCCAGCAGCCUGCGUGCAGCGGCCGUGGCCCCGUCCCGGCAGCAUGCUGCAGCACUGUCCUGAUGUCAGUCCGCGUCUCGGUGUCCCACUCCGGGAUCAGACCCCUUUGCCUACCUGGGGCGGGUAGCGACUCUCUGCGGCUGCAGCUCAGCAUGGACCCGAACCUGGCCGGAGAGUUCCGCCUGGCACUACGAGAUACGAGCGGAAACCGCAGUGUGUUCAUUGCAGAGUUUGACCUGCGCUCGGUGCAGUACGAGGUCAAAUCCUCUCGCUGCCACGAGAUGCGCCUUGCCGCUUCGCCUCAUGACUGCCUCCGCUUCAACUUCCGCUGCGACCGCGAGGCCGAGGCCUGGUCCACCGUGGUGAUAUCGUCACUGAGGGAGGCGCACAGAGUGGCAAACAUAAGUGCCUGUGAAUCAGAUGGCAAACACAACUCUGAAGUAGCCGUGGAUCAGAGGAGCUCGACCUCCCUACCACUCUGUGAGGAGCUGUGCUCAGAGCUCUCCAGGGCGAUCGAAGCAGGCGACGUUCAGGCUGCGUCCCAGCAGGCGUCCGCACUGGCUCGACAGAAAGCGGUGCUGACGAUACAGCCGUCCCAGAAAAACUACACAGACGGAGAAAUUAGUUUAUCUGUGGUGGUGGAGGAUGCCUCUUCUUCUUGUUGUGUCACAGUUAUAGUUUUUCCCUACAUGUCUGUGGCCACGCUCAAACAGCAGGUCUUUCUCGAGUAUGGUUUCCAUCCUCGCGUGCAGCGCUGGGUGAUCGGUCAGUGCCUGUGCUCAGAUCCUAGGUCAUUAGCCUCAUACGGAGUUCAGAAGGACGGCGACACGGCAUACCUUUACCUGAUCUCUGCCAGACAAGCUCGUGUCACACGGCAGCUGUUCCAGCAGGAUCUGGACAACUCCCUGAUGGCUUCGCCACUGACUCCAGGAAGCAGCCUCACCUCCCAGGUCUGGAGGGGUUACAGCACUCUGCCGUCAAAGCUUCCCCACAACAACCAGGAAACCGGAGGAGGGAAUAAUAAAGCAGGUGACAUCAAAGACGUCCUUGAUUUUGAGAAGCUGCAGGUGAACGAUCACACCAGCAAAGCCAGUAAGACGCAGACGGAGUGGGCUUGCCCCUCGUGCACUUUCAUCAACAAGCCCUCUCGCCCGGGCUGCGAGAUCUGCGCCACUGCCAGACCCGACGUGAAGAGCUACAUCCAGCAGGAGAAAGGAAGGAGGGAGGAUCGCAGCCAGUCUGGUUUAAGCAGCAGCUGACUGCCCGUCAUCGCCGCUUGGAUUUUGUUUCUCGCUUUCUCCCCCACACACACACUUAAACACACAGAGAGUGAGAAGUUUAGAUCUGAAAAACACACACUGGCAAAAUACUCACAGAGAGACAGUAAAGUUCACUGAUCUCGCCUGAAGCGCUGAAGCGAAGCCGUGCUGCUCGAACCGCUGACAGAGAGCUCCGUCUGUUUUUUAUAUGGACAUCAUGACAUGACAUGACCCUGACGUACAUCUCAUUUGGUUAGACCUCUUUGCUAUUUAUUUUAGAGUGGGUGGGUGUGUGUGUGUGUGUGUGGCGCAAACAGCCUGAUAUUUAUUUUAGUGGAGAAAGGGACUGAGGUAAUUUCUCACUCGCAGCGUCUGCCAACUGUGAAGAGGGGUGAUGCCUUGUGCUAUAGCCUGUUCUGUCUGUUCAUUGGUCAUCUGCAGCGGUGGCGCCAAAACAUUGUUACAAAUGAGAGAAAAAAGCAUGGAUCGUGUACAUGGCUGUAUUUAGUGUAAUAUUUUUAUCAAGAUGCAUUAAAUAUAUGAUGUAAAUUUCAAAUAGUAGUUUAAUUGUGCUUGAUUUCCUCUGAGCUGUGAAAGCGAGGAAAGAUUCACUUUCACUGCAUAACCUAUAUAUAUAAAGGAAGGAAUCUG
This is a messenger RNA of Girardinichthys multiradiatus, 2332 nucleotides long. RefSeq names its product ranBP-type and C3HC4-type zinc finger-containing protein 1-like. The record is from RefSeq and is a predicted model, not a curated record. The transcript is spliced from 9 exons. Bases 371 to 1681 code for a protein of 436 amino acids. NCBI's taxonomy places the organism in Eukaryota, Metazoa, Chordata, Actinopteri, Cyprinodontiformes, Goodeidae.